AUUAAAAUAGAAUUUAAGGAUAUAAAUAGAAUUAAACGCAACGACGUCGUUUGUAUAUCGCUGGCUGAGAAAAAAUAUGCAGCGACUGCGAGAGUCACCACCACCGAAGACGCGUUGUCUUGGAGAAGCUUCCGACAUUAUUCCGGCCGCCGAUCGAUUUCUCCGAUGUGCGAAUUUGAUUCUCCCAUGGCUAAACCCUCGAGAACUCGCCGUUGUUGCUCAAACCUGCAAAACCUUAUCCCUAAUCUCGAAAUCUCUAACCAUUCACCGAUCUCUCGACGCUGCACGAUCCUUGGAAAACAUCUCAAUCCCGUUUCACAACUCCAUCGAUUCUCAACGAUACGCGUACUUCAUCUACACACCUUUUCAGAUCCCCGCUUCAUCUCCUCCUCCGCCGCGACAAUGGUGGGGAGCUGCUGCUAAUGAAUGUGGAUCGGAGUCUAGACCUUGUUUUGACUCAGUGAGUGAAAGCGGACGUUUUGGGGUGAGUUUAGUGGACGAGUCAGGAUGCGAAUGCGAGAGGUGUGAGGAAGGAUACUGCAAGUGUUUAGCUUUCGCGGGGAUGGAAGAGAUAGCUAACGAAUGUGGGUCGGGUUGUGGAUGCGGGUCCGAUUGUUCGAACCGGGUUACGCAGAAGGGGGUUUCGGUUAGUUUGAAGAUUGUGAGAGAUGAGAAGAAAGGUUGGUGCUUGUACGCUGACCAGCUUAUCAAGCAAGGCCAAUUCAUCUGUGAAUAUGCAGGUGAGCUAUUGACAACAGAUGAAGCACGUAGACGUCAAAACAUUUACGACAAACUCAGAUCAACACAAUCCUUCGCUUCAGCUCUUUUGGUCGUACGCGAACACCUCCCUUCAGGACAAGCUUGUUUAAGGAUAAACAUCGACGCCACAAGAAUUGGGAACGUUGCUAGAUUCAUCAACCAUUCUUGUGACGGUGGAAAUCUCUCCACUGUUCUGUUGAGAAGCUCAGGAGCGUUGCUUCCUCGGCUCUGUUUCUUUGCAGCAAAGGACAUAAUCGCAGAGGAGGAGUUAAGUUUCAGUUAUGGAGACGUAAGUGUGGCCGGAGAGAACAGAGACGACAAGCUAAACUGCUCUUGUGGUAGUUCCUGCUGUUUGGGAACGUUGCCUUGUGAGAAUACCUGAAUUCAUCAUCAUCUUGUCUCGCUAUACUAAUGUCCAACACUCUUAUUAUUUGAAAAAUUCGAGUUCUAUGUUUGUAGCAAACACAACCAAGCACCGUCAUUGUCAUUCGGAAGUUACACUUUCUUAUUAAUAGCGGCUCUACUGAUUUGGAGAAGGAAUGGGGGAAAUUUAGAAGUAAUUCACGAAAAUGAACCCACCAAAAUGAAGUCAUGAAAUACUAAGAAUUUCGUGAAAUAAAACUAAUUUUGAAAAUGGCAAAGUACGGAAAAAGAAAAGGGAGGAUUAAUGUUGUGAAGAAAAGGAGCACGACAGACAUGAAGGUUGGUUAGCUUACUAAAGAACUCCACACGAAACGGUCAACACGAUUCUCGUGCCUCUCCUCUCUCAGACACUCUCACAUAUAUACUUACUUCUCUAUCCAUACGAAAUUACGUACGAAUACGAUACUUAGAUUGUGGUAGCUAGCUAUACUAUACAAUUUGUUAUUAAUCAUUGUAUCGUACAUUUGUUUUACCUUUUGAGACAAUUAACUUUCGUCUGAUUUAUCUUCCUUUUUUCCUUAAGAUAAAGAACAUUCAUGUGA
Molecule: messenger RNA, 1724 nt
Organism: Arabidopsis thaliana (thale cress)
Lineage: Eukaryota; Viridiplantae; Streptophyta; Magnoliopsida; Brassicales; Brassicaceae
Gene: SDG20
Product: SET domain protein 20
Exons: 2
Coding region: 77-1141 (354 amino acids)
Biological process (GO): chromatin remodeling
Cellular component (GO): chromosome; nucleus
Molecular function (GO): histone methyltransferase activity
Source: RefSeq, marked reviewed